Molecule: messenger RNA, 2973 nt
Organism: Misgurnus anguillicaudatus (oriental weatherfish)
Lineage: Eukaryota; Metazoa; Chordata; Actinopteri; Cypriniformes; Cobitidae
Gene: fbxl14b
Product: F-box and leucine-rich repeat protein 14b
Biological process (GO): SCF-dependent proteasomal ubiquitin-dependent protein catabolic process
Cellular component (GO): SCF ubiquitin ligase complex
Molecular function (GO): protein binding
Source: RefSeq, a predicted model, not a curated record
UGAUGGCAACAGAACACAAACCAAGAAAAUAUUUAAAAUCAACUCUGGUGGUAGUGUACAAGUUUAAGUCUCCUCUUUAAUACCUUAUGUAGUUUUACAGGGGUUAGGUAUGCGCCUCUCCCCCGCGGCCGCUCUGUGCUGGCGGCCCUGCCAAGUCAGUUUGAAAAGAUCAGACAAAGGCAGCAGGAAGCCCCUCGGCUUGGCAAUGAGCGCGAGCGGAGCACAAACGGAAAACGAAACCUCACUAUUUUAUCUGAUAGCGGUUUGAAGACGCGAUCGAAUCGGACUGAAUUGAUUUUCUCCCGAGGUUUGUCACAGAUUUAAACAUCUUUUGAAAAUGUACGACCGCCUGGAUCCCCGGGUCGAGCGAAGACUAUUACCCAAGAGCCAAACGGGCAGCAGCGCUGCCUGACCGCCAGCGUUUCCCCCGGAUCAAGCGUCUUUUCUGGGGUCUUUUUCCCCGUUUGAACACACACUGCGCCACCGAACGGAUCACGUGGGACGGAGUUGAUCGAUUUACACAGUUAAAUGUAAGGAGAAAGCGAGUUGGUGGGGUUUAAAAGCCUUUUUCUCCUGAGGGGACUGUGUUCCGCGUUGGUGACCGUUGGUGGGGGUUUGCCGCCGUUUGUUUUCUAAAAGUGCACACGCGGAAGAUGGAGACGCACAUCUCGUGCCUCUUUCCGGAGAUAUUAGCCAUGAUUUUCAGCUACUUGGACGUGAGGGACAAAGGCAGGGUGGCCCAGGUGUGCACGGCGUGGAGGGACGCGUCCUACCACAAGUCCGUAUGGAGGGGGGUGGAAGCCAAGCUGCAUCUGAGACGGGCGAACCCGUCCCUGUUUCCCAGCCUGCAGGCGCGGGGCAUCAGGCGGGUGCAGAUCCUCAGCCUGCGGCGCAGCCUCAGCUACGUGAUCCAGGGGAUGCCCAACAUCGAGAGCUUGAAUCUGAGCGGCUGCUAUAACUUAACGGAUAACGGCCUGGGUCACGCGUUCGUACAGGAGAUCCCGUCUCUGCGAGUGCUCAAUCUGAGCCUUUGCAAACAGAUAACGGAUUCCAGUUUGGGCAGAAUAGCCCAGUAUCUAAAAAACUUGGAAGUGCUGGAACUGGGCGGCUGCAGCAACAUCACAAACACUGGUUUGUUACUCAUCGCGUGGGGUUUGCACAGACUCAAAAGUCUUAACCUGAGGAGCUGCCGGCAUGUGUCAGAUGUGGGCAUCGGUCAUUUAGCCGGCAUGACCCGGAGUGCGGCGGAGGGCUGCCUCAAUCUGGAAUACCUGACCCUCCAGGACUGUCAAAAGUUGACGGAUUUGUCCCUCAAGCACAUCUCUAAGGGCCUGUCCAAGCUCAAAGUGCUCAACCUGAGUUUCUGCGGUGGGAUCUCGGACGCCGGCAUGAUCCACCUCUCGCACAUGACGAGUCUAUGGAGCCUUAAUUUGCGUUCGUGCGACAAUAUCAGCGACACCGGCAUCAUGCACCUCGCCAUGGGCACGCUGAGGCUUUCCGGGCUCGACGUGUCUUUUUGCGAUAAAAUAGGGGAUCAGAGUUUGGCUUACAUUGCCCAGGGCCUGUACCAGCUCAAGUCUCUGUCUCUGUGCUCGUGCCACAUCAGCGACGAUGGCAUCAACAGGAUGGUGCGCCAGAUGCACGAGCUGAGGACGCUGAACAUUGGCCAAUGCGUGCGGAUUACAGACAAAGGACUCGAGCUCAUCGCCGAUCACUUGACUCAGCUGACCGGAAUCGAUCUGUAUGGAUGUACGAAAAUCACUAAGAGGGGACUGGAGAGGAUCACGCAGCUCCCCUGCCUUAAAGUUUUAAACCUGGGCCUUUGGCAGAUGACUGAAAGCGAGAAAGUGAGGUGAAACUCGGCGAGAUUCUGGAGGGAGAGGGAAUUUUGGGAAGGGAGGGGGGUUGUGGAGGAGGAGGUGGGGAGUUUUAUUUUUUAAACAAAAAAAUCCAACAUUUACACGUUCAUAGUCGAGUUCAAUAGAGCGAGGCUAAGAAAAACAACGUCUUAUGCAUUGGCAACAAUGUUGAUACAUGUGUCAGUUAUUGUUGCUAUUAUUAUCAUUAUUAACAGCCCAGUCAGUCAGUGUAAGAACACUAAAAAGUUAUGUUUACGCAACAAAUCGCAAUAUUAAACCUCCUCCUCGUUAAAUAUCCGAUAUUUUGGCUACCUCGUUAGAUGUAUUAUCUCUUGUUAUUCUUAAGAAGAAUGAAUAAUUGUGCCUAGAAGAAAACAGCCCCCUCCCCCCAUUAUCUCGUCUUUGGCUUGGGAAAAGCAAAAAGACUGAAAGAAUGGAUGGAUUCAAACUACCUUUGUUAAUUUCCCUUCAAAUAGCCAACAAAAGGAGUUUUAAGUAAAUAUUGGCUCGGCUCAAAACGAGUUUAUGCAAAGACAGAUGAAGAUACCGGGUUUGUACACUACCCUUUUUUAUAUUUCGAAUCUCUUAGUUUUGAUUUUAGCUCAAUUUUACAGGCCCGAAAGCCUUUAAUUCCUGCUUUGAAGGAGAAAAGAGGUUCUGCUGAUGUAUUUAUGCUUAUGCAAGCAGAUAUUGUUUAAUUCAUGGCUGUUAUUCAGAGCGUUGUACUUCAAAUUGAAGUGAAUUUUGGCCCAGAAAAAAACCCUCCUGUUUGCAAUUCACUGACACCUUGUUUGCCUUUUCAAGGCUAUAACAACAAUCUUAAACAGUUUUAAAUUAAUUAAUAUUCAACGUUACAUAUAAAGUACAUGUUUGAAACGAGAAGCAAUCGAUUGUUUUUCUCGGGUAACACGCAAAAUGUGUGUCAGGCCUAUAUGUGUAACAUGAUGUAUCGACCUGCAACAUGUAUUGAGUCCUGCUGAGAAGCUACUGUGUUUUAAUGUACUGUAAAUGUAUUUGUAAAAAAGAAUCCCGAAUUAAGAUGUUUUAUAUUCUUACAGUAAAAAAAAACAUUAAAGUUGAUAUUUAUAUAAAUAAACAAAGGAGCCAUGUGGAA